Molecule: messenger RNA, 1995 nt
Organism: Cercospora beticola
Lineage: Eukaryota; Fungi; Ascomycota; Dothideomycetes; Mycosphaerellales; Mycosphaerellaceae
Biological process (GO): carbohydrate metabolic process
Source: RefSeq, a predicted model, not a curated record
AUGCGUCGCGGCAUACUGACCGUCGGUCUCGUUACCGGGACUGCGCUUGCAGCACUUGAUACUAACAGCUUGGCCAAUCGCUACUUUGGCAAUGAUGCUGCGUGGUAUCGAGACAAGAUUCCAUACUUCGAGGCUUCCGACUCUGAAAUCCAGGAUGUGUAUUACUACCGAUGGAAGAUUUUCCGGGCUCAUCAGAGGGAUCUCGGACAGCGAGGAUACGUUUCGACAGAGUUCCUCGACGACGUAGGAUGGCAACUUGAGCCUUGGGCAACAUUGAACGAUGCUACCGGUUUCCACUUGGGUGAAGGGAGAUGGCUGCGCGAUCGCCGUUAUGCUGAUGAUUACAUUCGACACAUGUACAAUGGCGGCAACGAUCGCCACUUUACAGAUUGGAUGGCAGACAGUGUUUGGGAAAGGUAUCUCGUCGAUGGCGACAGGGGUGCGAUCACCACUCAUCUCAAUGCCAUGACCAAUCUCUUCCAGCAAUGGAACGAUGCCUUGGACACUUCUAAAGGCCUGUACUGGCGCGAACCGCUUGCAGAUGCGACUGAAUACACGAUUUCGAGCAUCGAUGCAUCUGGAGGACAAGACGGCUUCGGAGGCGGCGAAGCAUUCCGACCUACGAUCAACUCCUACAUGUAUGCGAAUGCUCUCGCUAUCGCCAAUGUCGCAGAUCUCGCCGGUCAAGGCAAUGUGGCAUCUGAUUACCGUUCCCGGGCAGCCAACAUCAAGUCUCGCUUCCAGGCUGAUAUGUGGAACACCACCUUUGAACACUUCAUCGACCGUCACCAGAGGUCAAAUCAGUUUGUUCAAUACUACCAGCCGAUUCGUGGCCGAGAGCUCAAUGGAUACAUUCCUUGGAUGUUCUCUAUGCCAGAUAACACGGACCAGUACAACCAAGCUUGGAAGCAUCUCAAAGACACCAACAAACUCAGAGGCUCCACCGGCAUGCGCACAGUAGAGCCAUCGUACCAGUACUACAUGCGCCAAUACCGCUACGAGGGCAGCAACCGAGAAUGCCAAUGGAACGGACCAGUCUGGCCCUACCAAACCACCCAAGUCCUCUACGCAAUGGCAAACCUACUCAACAAGUACACUCAAAGCAUCAUCACCAAAUCAGACUACCUUGACGAACUCCGCAAAUACACAAAACUCCACUACUGGAACAACAAACUCAACCUCGAAGAAGACUACGAACCCGACAAAGCCGGCCCCAUCGUAGGCCUCGCUCGCUCUCCACACUACUUCCACUCCGGUUACAACGACCUCAUCAUCUCCGGCCUCGUCGGUCUCCGGCCACGAGCAGACAACACUCUCGAAGUCAAUCCCAUGGUCCCUGAAGGCUCACUACAAUCCUUCCGUCUUCAAGAUGUGCCGUACCAUGGUCACAGCGUCGCAAUCCAAUGGGAUGCCAACGGAAGCAAAUAUGGUCAAGGCACAGGUCUUCGCGUGGAAGUCGAUGGGCAAGUCGUUGCUACAUCUCCACGAUUGAGCAGAGUUACAGCACAAAUCAGCAGUGCUUCUGCACCUGCUAUUAACAGAAGUCAAAUCGCCAAAUCGAUUCAACUCGUCCGAGGCCAGAAUCCUUCUGGAUCAGCUUCAAGCGGUAACAACGCGGAACGUAUCCACGAUGCUAUUGAUGGUAGAGUCUGGUUCAUGCCUGAGCUGCCGAAUGGUUGGGAUUCGGAUGCGACGAGCGGUCCUUCGACACAAUGGUAUACGAUCAACUUCGGAUCUGCGACACAGCUUACUGGUUGCGAGUUGGCGUUUUAUGACGACGGUAGCACGUUUGCAGUCCCCACCGACUAUGAUAUCUUGCGAUUCGAGAACAACAACUGGGUCAAGAUUCAGGGCAAUGGUGCUGUCGGAGACAAAGCGUUGGCGAACGGUAUUACAAAGGUAUCGUGGCCUUCGUUGAGCACUUCUCAGUUGAGAGUUUCUUUCCCGCAGGCUGCUGGGAAGAGGACGAGACUUGUUGAGUUUAAGGCUUUUUAG